CUCAUUCCCACUCCACCCGCCUCGACCCUCCUCAUCUCUCUCUCUCUCUCUCUAUCUCACGCGCGCCCCCGCUCUUCCCAUUCGUUCUCCUUCUCCUCUCGGUAUGGAGGUUGCGUUCUCCGCCAAGCCCCACACCCCCAUCUUCUACGUUCCCCUCCCCUUCCCCCACUCGAUCUCCAACCGGCUGGAGUUUCUUAGACGUGGCAGCCAUUCUCGGCCUUCCUCCGGCCUCCGACCCCUCAAGAGGAGCAAGAAAUCAGAGUUAAAGAUCCAUCCCUCCAGAUGCCUCUACGAUGAUUUUUCAUACGAAGAAUCCGUUAUUGCAGUUGCCGCAGUGGCCGCGGCUUUCACUGCUUUCCAGUUAAUGCACACGAAGAAGAGGAGCGAAUCCCUUCACUUUUCAGGUCUAAAAGUUUGUGAUACUUUCUUCUUCAAACCCUGCAAGGAUGAUGCUGCUAUUAGGAGAAAAGCAGAUGCUUCAAGAGAGUUUAUAAUCAGUCGACAUAAUCAAUUUGUAUAUGAGGGAAAAAAUAAAACUUUUGAGAUGCCUCAGGAAUUUCAUCUAGAGAAAGGUAUGCACUCCACUAUUUCAGACAGGAAGCAGCAUAAUGCUGUCAAAAAAGGUAUUGGUCCUUGUCACACUGUAUCCACCAGCUGUAAUAAUUCCUUCCCUUCUGGUGUUAAUUGCCAAGAAACUUCUGUUUGUGGCAAAGAGGAAGAGCUUGACUUAAGAUCAAUAUCACGCUUUAGAAGCUUGAUUGCAGAGCCACUUCAAUUUAUUCUUCUCCCUAACAAUAGUUUACAUGGUCAGUCUUCACAUGACCUGAAGGUUCAGAAUGUCCUUGCAAAAAGCUAUUAUUUUACAGACAAUACAAAAAUACAAUCACCUCGUGCACGCUUUAAGGAUGCUUCAGAAAGAGAAGAAAAAGUACUGAACAAAAUGAAUGGACAUACUCAAGAUAUGACAAAAAAACUGAGGCGUGAAAGGAAUGAUUCACUCUUGUCUAGGUUCCCUCAGUUGAAUGGGAACUUAGAGAAAAGUACAAAUGGUUUUUCUCAAUGGUUAAGAACCUACAAUCAUCUCUUGAGAGCUGGCAGGCUCAAAGAAUGCAUUGACUUGUUGGAGAACACAGAAAGAAUGGGAUUGUUGGAUAUGAACAAGGUCCAUCAUAUGAGUUUUCUAAAUGCUUGUAAGAGUCAGAAGGCUGUUAAAGAAGCUUUUCAGUUUUGCAAGUUAAUCCAAAACCCGACGAUGAGCACUUUUAAUACGCUUUUAUCUGUCUGUGCUAACUCACAAGACUAUGAAGGAGCUGUCCAAGUUAUGCUUCUGAUCAAGGAGGCUGCACUUAAACCGGAUUGUAAACUUUACACUACACUGAUAUCAACCUGUGCGAAAAGUGGAAAAGUUGAUGCUAUGUUUGAAGUUUUCCAUGAAAUGGUAAAUUCUGGAAUAGAGCCUAAUGUCAACACAUAUGGGGCACUUAUUGAUGGUUGUGCAAGGGCAGGACAAGUGGCUAAAGCUUUUGGGGCCUAUGGGAUUAUGAGAUCUAAGAAAGUGCAGCCUGAUCGAGUUGUAUUUAAUGCCCUGAUAACUGCAUGUGGUGAGUCAGGAGCAGUUGAUCGUGCCUUUGAUGUUUUAUCAGAGAUGAGAGCUGAGCCCAAACCAAUAGAUCCUGAUCAUGUUACUAUUGGUGCUCUGAUCAAGGCAUGCACUAAAGCUGAUCAGGUUGAUCGAACUCGUGAAGUAUAUAAAAUGCUUCAAGAGUAUAACAUAACAGGCACUCCAGAAGUUUAUACUAUUGCUGUCAGAAGUUGUAGUCAGAUAGGUGAUUUGGAAUUUGGUCUUGGAAUUUAUGAUGAUAUGAAAAGAAAUGGUGUGAGACCUGAUGAGAUGUUCCUUAGCACUCUAAUUGAUGUUGCUGGGCAUGCGGGGAAGGUAGAUGCUGCCUUCAAAAUCUUGCAAGAUGCAAAGGCUGAUGGAAUAAAAGUUGGGACAAUGUCAUAUAGCUCUUUGAUGGGAGCUUGUUGCAAUGCUAAAAAUUGGAAUAAAGCUCUCGAAUUAUAUGAGGAAAUAAAGACAUUAAGAUUACUUCCAACAGUUUCUUUGCUAAAUGCUUUGAUCACAUCCUUAUGUGAUGCUGACCAAUUACUGAAAUGUGUUGAAGUUCUUGACAAAAUUAAAAAGAUGGGGGUACAACCAAAUGAAAUUACAUAUUCUGUGUUAAUAGUUGCAUGUGAAAGAAAUGGUGAAGCAGAAUUGGCAUUUACACUCUUUGGAGAAGCUAAAAGGGAUUACAUUCUACCAAAUCUUAUCAUGUGCUGUUGUUUGACUGGAUUAUGCUUGUACAGUUUCAAGAAGGCUUAUUCACUUGGUGAACCCAUUGUGAAUUUCAACUCUGGUAGACCACAAAUUGAUAGCAAAUGGGCUUGGAUCAAGGUUGAAGGCUUCAACUCAAGUUCUUGGACUUCACUAGCAAUAAUGGUCUACCGUGAAACUAUUCAAGCUGGGGUUAUUCCUACAAUUGAAGUGUUUUCACAAGUGCUUGGAUGUCUGCAGUUUCCACGUGAUUGUUCACUAAGGAAUAAAUUUAUUGAGAACCUUGGAUCACAUUUUGAUGCAUCCAAAUUUGCAAAUGUGAGCACAUUGCUGGAUGGUUUUGGAGAAUAUGAUAUUCGUUCUUUUUCCAUACUCGAGGAGGCUACUUCAUUGGGUCUAAUUCCACGUGUAUCAAUGAAAGACAAUCCACUUAUUGUCGAUGCAAGGAAAUUGCAGAUACAUACUGUUGAGGUUUAUCUCUUGAUGAUUUUGAAAGGUUUGAAGCAUCGUCUUGCAGCUGGUGCAAGGCUUCCAAAUAUAACUAUUUUGUUACCUACAGAAAAAACCCAAAUAGAAAUUCUGAAAGAGGAGAGAUCCAUUCGCCUUGCUGGAAGGGUCGGACAGGCAGUUGGUUCGUUGUUGAGAAGAUUGGGCCUUCCCUAUCAAGGAGAUGAAUCAUAUGGCAAACUUAGAAUCAAUGGUCUUGCUUUGAGAAGGUGGUUUCAACCAAAGGUUACUUCUUCAUCUUUUCCAGGAAAACCUGCAGAUAUGAUUUCAACAACUGCACGCCUAGCAAAAGGGAUUGCUAAACAGCAGCGAGAUAUCAGGAUCAGCCAAAAUUUGUCGCUCGAAUAACCAUGCUCCACCUUUCGUGGUGUCUGCACUUAAAUUUGGGUUUGGCGAGAUGAAUUAGAAAAUCUUCCAGCCUGCAUUAUGAUCGCUGAUGCAAAAGUAAUGCUUUCAACUUGGUUAUUGUCAUUUCAGAGGUAGAACAAUACAAAGUGUAGUAUUGGUUGAACAGUCAAAAGUGUUGUCAGCUUCUGUUAUCUAUCUAUUAAGGCGAAGGUGUCAUUUGCCGAUUGAAAAAUGAAAGACACAUGAUUUAAGUCGUUUGUUCGACUUCCAUGCACAUCCAAGAGUUAUACGCUUGAGGCAUCAAAUUUGAAGCAUGAUGGAUUCAAAGAUGUUUAACAACAUGUUCGACAUAUUUACAGAGCUGGUGAUUUACAUGUUAGAGAGCAUUUGGGAUCGGGCUUUAAAUUCUUGUUGCCAAAGAAAUAAAGAUAAUUCUGCUAAAGGUUCUUGUUAUUGUUUAUCAAUGGCAAUGGGACAGUAAAAAGUUCGGUUGUCUUAUGUUAAUUGUAAGUCUCUGUAUUGUUGUGAAAGCACAAGUUAAAGUUGUGGUGCA
Molecule: messenger RNA, 3725 nt
Organism: Zingiber officinale
Lineage: Eukaryota; Viridiplantae; Streptophyta; Magnoliopsida; Zingiberales; Zingiberaceae
Product: pentatricopeptide repeat-containing protein MRL1, chloroplastic-like
Exons: 20
Coding region: 104-3172 (1022 amino acids)
Molecular function (GO): protein binding
Source: RefSeq, a predicted model, not a curated record